Molecule: messenger RNA, 3863 nt
Organism: Fusarium odoratissimum NRRL 54006
Lineage: Eukaryota; Fungi; Ascomycota; Sordariomycetes; Hypocreales; Nectriaceae
Product: ATP-dependent RNA helicase DHH1
Exons: 2
Coding region: 998-2386 (462 amino acids)
Biological process (GO): P-body assembly; cytoplasmic stress granule assembly
Cellular component (GO): P-body; cytoplasmic stress granule
Molecular function (GO): ATP binding; mRNA binding; RNA helicase activity
Source: RefSeq, a predicted model, not a curated record
UGAGAACUUGACCUUCAGAGGUACAUAUUCUCUCAAAACAUACGCAGGGAUGGACUGUUCUUUGUCAAUCGAAGAACUUAACCCCAUACUACAGUGACAAGUUGUACCUCGCUUGUUAAAUCGUCAGAGCUGGCCCCUGCUUAGAGCUGGAGGUAUCGUGCGUCCUCAUUGAAACUCUGUUGAUUUUCAUCUCUCGUGUCAUUUUCAUCACAACAAAAGCCUCGGAAUCUCCCUCCGAGAGUCGCUCAACUCCAAGCAAACACUUGGCAAAUUCCCAGAAUACAAUAGACUAGAUCACUUUAGCAAAAGCUCAUUCUCGUCCAUCUCAGCGAUAAAAACCGGGCUGCCCCGCCUACACGUGACCAAAAACUGCAGGGCCUUCCGCCGCAAUGAGGCACACACCAUCGUCACCUUCACCUUCAAACUCCAAGACUGAGCCUACUCUACUCUAUUUCUUCCCUCCACCAAGAACCGAAUCACACCUUUAAACACCCCACGACGACAAGAGACCUCUCCACACGACAUAGACCUCGCGCUUUCAACUAACUAAAGCACUUUCAUCCCUGAGUCUUCUUUCUCAGGUAGUUCGCGCACCGAUUUUCUUCCGACCUCUCUCCACACAAACCAACAACGCCUUACAGCUCCUCACCUGCUGCCCCCUCCCGCGCCCCGAACCCACGAGAGGCCGACCUCUGUGCUGUUUUGCAUAUAAUACCUCACCCUUUUACUUUCUUUCGAUCCGUAGACGGAUCCUAUACACGCAAUGGCGGAUCAGCUAGCAGACAAGCUGAAAUCCACCCAACUCAGGUCCGCUGCGCCGCCCUAGCGGCCCUUGUGAGCUUGGACUAACUCGAGCAGUGACGGUGCUCCCGCCGCGAGUGACGAGUGGAAGAAGAACCUGAACCUCCCCGCAAAGGAUAACCGACAACAAACAGAGGAUGUUACAAACACAAAGGGCCUCGAGUUCGAGAACUUUGCCCUCAAGCGAGAUCUACUUAUGGGAAUUUUUGAAGCAGGAUUUGAGAAACCUUCACCAAUUCAAGAGGAAGCUAUACCCGUCGCAUUAACUGGCCGAGAUAUUCUUGCACGAGCAAAGAACGGCACUGGCAAGACAGCUGCCUUUGUCAUCCCUACCUUGGAACGCAUCAAUCCCAAGGUUUCCAAGAUUCAAUGUCUUAUCCUUGUCCCCACACGUGAGCUUGCCAUGCAGACCUCGCAAGUCUGCAAGACCCUCGGCAAGCACCUCGGCAUUAAUGUUAUGGUUACGACUGGUGGUACCGGUCUUCGAGAUGACAUUAUUCGUCUGCAGGAUCCCGUCCAUAUUGUGGUUGGUACCCCAGGCCGAAUUCUCGAUCUCGCUGGCAAGAAUGUUGCCGAUCUUAGCGAAUGCCCCAUGUUCAUCAUGGAUGAAGCCGAUAAGCUUCUAUCCAUCGAGUUUACUCCCGUUAUCGAACAGCUUCUGCAAUUUCACCCCAAGGACCGACAAGUCAUGCUUUUCUCAGCCACAUUCCCUCUGUCCGUCAAGGACUUUUCCGAUAAGAACAUGGUCAGCCCCUAUGAGAUCAACCUGAUGGACGAGCUCACUCUGAGGGGUAUCACUCAAUACUACGCCUUUGUUGAAGAGAAGCAGAAGGUCCACUGCUUGAACACCCUCUUCUCCAAGCUCCAAAUCAACCAGUCGAUUAUCUUCUGUAAUUCCACCAACCGAGUCGAACUUCUCGCUAAGAAAAUUACCGAACUUGGAUACUCCUGCUUCUACAGUCAUGCUAAGAUGCAGCAACAUGCACGAAACCGUGUUUUCCACGACUUCCGCAACGGUGUGUGCCGAAACUUGGUCUGUUCCGAUCUCCUCACCCGUGGUAUCGACAUCCAGGCUGUCAACGUUGUCAUCAACUUUGAUUUCCCCAAGAAUGCCGAGACCUACCUUCAUCGCAUUGGUCGAUCUGGUCGUUAUGGCCACCUUGGUCUGGCUAUCAACCUGAUCAACUGGGACGACCGCUUCAACCUCUACAACAUUGAGCGGGAUCUUGGCACUGAGAUCCAGCCUAUCCCCGCCAGCAUCGACAAGAGUCUCUAUGUCUACGAGAACCCUGAGUCGAUCCCCCGACCCAUCUCCAACAUGCAAAGGGGACAACUACCUGCGGCCCAGGGUCAGCAGCAGCCCCAAACUCAACAACCUCAGCAAUACCAACAGCCUCAGCAGAUGCAGCAGGCUGGUCUGCCUCAACAAGGCCAGGGUAAUUGGCAGAGCCAAAACCCUCAGCACGGCAACCCGCACUAUAACAACGGCGGGCGAGGUCGUGGACGAGGCCGUGGGUAUCGUGGCCGCGGUGGCCAAGGCGCAGGCGGUCGAGGUCGCGGCCCGCCCCGCGAUGCCCAAUCCUAAUAUUAUAUAUACUCAUGCAUGGCGUUAGGUAGGCGAGACAGGGGUUUAAGGAUGACUUUAAGAUGAUUUUUUUUGUACUGGGUUGUGAUUUCAAUGUUGGAUUGUACAUUAUUCGCAUAUUUUUCCGCGAAUGGAUGGGACGGCGAACGGCCUGCACUGCCGAUGGAUUACGACUCCUUCGACACUUUCACAAAGGGUUUCUAUGCAAAAACCCAACACAUUAGCGAGCCCCGACUCAUAUGGCUCACGCAUUCUUGGCAUGGAGGCCCUGUUGGCUUCCUUUUUGCACGGAUCUGUCAGUCGUAUCAUCACCAUCGGCUUUGGCAUUCUGUUUGAUUUGGUUCAUGAUAUCUACGGAUGAUGAAAAAGAGCGAGAAAUGGAACUUCCAGGGAAAAGGUGUUCUUUGGGCAUCGACCACGGUAGACACACCCGCUUUGGGGCUGGGCACAGCCAAAUGGUGCGGGGAGAAGGGAAAGGAAGGGGGUGUUUCUGAGGUUCGAGGCGUUCGAGGCUUUUCACGCGGAUGGCGUUGCCCUCGGUUUGUAUUUGAGGGCUGCAAUUUCUGUAGCUGACUUGCGAUUUGAACGGCACCUCGGCGGAGCGAGCGCACGGGGGAUAUGAUACCCUUACGGCAAAUCUACGUUGGAUGAGCGGAUCUCAUGAGCUGAGGCAGACUCUGCUAGACGUAUUGGUGGGUUCGAAAGGGCUUUAUGAGGCCCACGGGUAACAUCACUACAUUGAUCUUGCUCUCUCUCCCCUAUCACGGACAAGAUGCAGUCUUUGCUCGAACAUGGCUUCUCGCGACAAGACUGAGGGUUGAGACAGUGAGAUGACUGCUAUUGAGCAGCACCAAUGAAAACCAUGAAAGUAGAAAAACAAGAAAAAAUAACUUUUGGGAGGGGAAACUGAAUGGACUGGAUGGCUUUCGUACCGGCUCGGCACGUGCCGUUGUAUGGACGGAUUUUGCGUUCUGCAACGACGUGGCUGGAGCUGGUGAGGCAGAUAGUUUAUUUGAGCAAAACUGUGGGAUUUCCCACUUUCCUCUCACACAGAUGACCCUUGACUCUUGUGAUAACUUGUGAUAGUGAACUUAUUGAGAGGAAUAGCGUGCUCGAUCACAGGGAGUAGAAAUGAUUCAGAUGUAGUUCGAUUUUGACAGAUCAGAAACCACCUGUACGGCAAGCCCCUGUUCAAGAUUCCAGUUUAAGUUUGAGAGAACACUGUAUGUAGUAAUUGGGGUGUGUUAAGAGAGUCAAGUUAGGAAGUUGUCGUGAAACGUCUGAAAGAGGCUCGUGAAGUAAAAGCGAAUGAGUCAGCACUGGAAUGCGAUCUGACAAAAACCAGGGGCAGGGUCCAUAGGGCUUUCACGUAUCUGAUCAACAAAGGCGCGUUAGUUAGCACUAGACUACACAUGUUCCUGGAAAUCACAGCCCUCCUUUUUAUUUCCAGAGAGAGGGCCAAGAAAGUUGAGUUAGC